Messenger RNA from Syngnathus typhle (broad-nosed pipefish), 1252 nucleotides. RefSeq lists its product as uncharacterized. Bases 269 to 652 code for a protein of 127 amino acids. NCBI's taxonomy places the organism in Eukaryota, Metazoa, Chordata, Actinopteri, Syngnathiformes, Syngnathidae. The transcript has 3 exons. The record is from RefSeq and is a predicted model, not a curated record.
CAUAGACGUUUGAAUCUCAAGUUCGUCGGAACAUUCACCUUUGAAAACCAUCCCCCGGUCCACAAAAAGCUAAACUGUGUUGAAGCUUGUUCACCUAAGUCAAUUAGUGCAGUCUUUUGGCUGUGCAGCAUAAAUUGAGAUUAGAGAGAUUAGACUGUAAUGCUUCUUCGCCAAUGUCCGAAGCGUCCAAUUUGGAGAUCCCCCCCCCCCCCGUCGCUCUCGCUGCUUCGUCUCAUCCAUUCGCUCUCUGGACCCAUUGCCUGCUGCCAUGAAGGCUCCUUUUGUCCUGCUGCUGGUGCUCUCUCUGGCCAGCCACAGCGGUGCCCUCAAAUGCCACACAUGUGCAGCAUCCAGCGAGGAUGACUGUAACAAACAAGGCUCCGCCUCCUGCCCGCAGUAUGCUGAUGCCUGCGCCACCAUCACCGGACCCCACACAGUGCUCAAGUCGUGCACCUACAAGGCUUUUUGUGACAAAGCUCACGGCAGCAACUCUGGAGCCAAGAUGGAGUGUUGUUAUGGCGACAACUGUAACGGCCCGCACAGGAGCCACAGUCAAGGAGACCAGCACCACAGCGGCGCGGCAGCUCGAACUUGCAGCCCCGUCCUGCUGCUCAGUGCCGUGCUCCUGCGUCUGGCCGUUAGCUACGUGUAAACACUCUGACGCCACAGUUUAUUGUAUUCGCCUACAGUAAUUCUCUUUUAUUAUAUGAUCCAUCAGUUCAACCCCCAGCUGUUUCUGCAGUGCCCCACUGAGAUUUUUACAACCUCUUGAAUGUUAGGAUGAGCUGCUGGUUAGGCAUUUGAAGAGUAUGGCGAAUAAAAAAGUUGUUAUUUUUAAUGACAGCCUUUCAAGCCUAGUUGGUUCAUUGUUACCACCACAAGGUUGUUUUCAUUCACAGUUGUUGGGCUCUUUGGAUUUUAAUUUUGAGCACACAAUAAGAUUAUGUUGGAUUUUUGUUAUAGUCUACGACCCCUGCCUUUUGCUGUCGACCAGUUUAGGGUGUUCCCGCCACAGUGACGAUUGUCAGUUUGGAGAAUGUAUCAGACUUCGCAUUAGUAGUACCCAAGAAAAACAUCUCAUAAACCCAAUUCCAAACCAGCUGCAGUCUUGAGUUGAUAAUGAAUAAGUGGAUGUUUUUUUUUUUUUCAUAAUAUUGCUGUCAUACUGUGUUUAGUGCUUUAAUUGUUUUUGUUUUGUAUCAGCUUGUGUAAAUAAACAAUAUAGUGACAACCAUACUUUUCUACACAUUUG